ACCGGUCACUCCCCACCGCCAAUGGCCUGCUCGCCCCAACCGGCUGCUCUGGGACUGCCUGUCAAGCCAAGCUCCUCGCGUCUACCGGCUCCCUUAUCACUCAAUAUAUCUUCUCUACUCUACCUUUCUGCAGAAACAGCCUGGCGUUACGUCAGACCCGGGCAAAAACCGCAGGGCAAGCAAGUCGGCGUCUAAGGAGCUAGGCAUUGCUGCCAAACCCGGGUUAAGGCUGCUCACUCACAGCUCAGCGUUCAAUGUCAUUAAAAAGGAACACUUUUAAACCGCGGCAGCAUGUGGUAAGUCAAUUUUUCUCUGAUAAAUUUUUCCAGCCGUUGGGAUUUUGACCGUUUUCACUCACAUGACACUUUGACCAGUGGUCUCUGGCUGGCAUAAUUGCGCAAAAACUGCGGUAACACCGUGUGUUGGAGAUUGUUCAGACAUAGACUAACAAACGUUCAGCCACUUUGAAACCAACAUGACAUGAUGAUGAGGCACCCAAGCUUUUCAACAACCACUUGCAGAGAUUUUUUCUUCAUUUUUUCAAUUUGAGUCUUGAUCAUUUCAAAUACAAACAUGCCUCAUGCUCGAAAUAGGAACCCUAGCCCCAUCCCAGAGGUAACAUGGGAUACGGGAUUGAAGGAGAUGAACGAAACUUGGAAGGGAGCUAUUGCCUGUCUCGGGGUGGCAGUCUUUUUCGUCAUGACCAUUGGGAUCAUAUACUGGCAAGUGGUGGAUCAGCCCAACAAGAACUGGAUCCUAAAGGGGAGUUAUAGCGGGCUAAUCUGGGAGAGACGGACUCACUCUCUGGUCAUACAGACACUGACAGAAGACAAGACCUACGUGGAGAUUGACGUGGGCAACGUGGGGAACCCUGAUAUUGAAGUGCCGUUUGUCAGGAACCUGUGCUGGCUCAAUAAGACGGAGUUCUGCUAUACAUGGGAUUCGGUGGCGGAUGUUAAAAUCUCUUUGGAGGUGAAUGAGGCGACGGAGACGGAGUGUUAUAGCAUGACAUGGGCGCCGGUGCAUUGUCAUGUGGAGCUGAAGGACUGCUUCUCCAUGGCUAACAUGUCGUGGUACGGUGGCGCCAGCGUCCAGAACCAGAGUUGGCCAAUCAACGAGCAGAAUGUCACCAUGCAGCCGUUCACUGUUAGCAACCUCAGGGACAACCCCUCUGGCUUUGGCUCAGUCCUCGAACGCUACUUCCUGGGCUCGUCAGGUGUAGCAGUGCUGGUGUCCCCAGAUGUUCCUCUUCAGGUGGGAAUGGAGAGCCGACAGCAUUUUUGCCUGCAGUCUCCCUCCAGCCUGGAGCGCACCCCGCUUCAGUACACUGUGUGCGUGGGCCACAACAUCAGGGCUGUACACCAGGAGGUGCUGCAGCAGCUCUCAUCGCCCAGCAGGGAGCUGCCCAACAUGGACGUCUUAUGGUUGCCUUUCUGGAAGCUUCUGGCCAGUGUGGACUCAGGGCCAAAGGUAGAGAGGGAGUUGAGGACCUUCUCCAACCGUCUGAGGAGACACCAGCUGGGAGAGGGGGCCAUCAGCCUCAACGAACAUUCCACCGCCCUCCUUGCCGACAUGGACCAUGAUUACCGCACCAGCAGGAAAAGGGGGACAUCCAAGAGACAGACCAGGGACUUCAGGGACCUCUCACUGAUCAAGCUUCUAAACAUUUCCAUCACCCUGUCCCCGUUCCUGAGCGUGGACACCACCCAGUUCCACAAGUCCCUGCUGGACGGCACUGAGGCCUAUUGGCUCAGCCUCCCCGUAGCCCCACAGGGGCGACUGGUGCCUGUGCUGACCCAGUGGCGAGGGAAGUUCUGCGUGAAACUGAACAUCAGCAACCCAGAGGCGGUCAGCUGGUUCCUGGACCGGGUGGGCUUGCUGCAGGCCCGUCUGGGCAUGGAGUACAUCCAUCUGGAGGGGGCGGAGGGGAACCCGCUUGACCUGGGCGGGGGAGACCAGUAUAUUGGCCAACUGGCAGAUGUGGCAGCCAGGAUAGAAGAGUCGGCUAUCAUGAAUGCAGGGACGAGGUCGAGUCACAAGCCUGUGUUUGUGCGGAUGCCUCCUUUGCAGUCUGACUGGAGCUCCUCUGGACUGAAGGGCCUCAUUCCCUCCUUGCUGCACCACACUCUGCUGGGGUACAACUUACUCAUUCCCGACGCAGUAGGUGGUUCUCUAUCUGGGGAGCUGGUGACUGACGAGGAACUGUUCAUCAGGUGGCUGCAGAUUGUAGCCUUCCUCCCCGUCAUCAGCUUUGAGACGCCUCCCUGGGUCUGUGGGGAGGACCGGGUGCUGAACUUGACGCGGGCUCUCAUCGCGUGGCACCAGGACUUUGUGGUUCCACUGGUGACGAGGUAUGCAGAGGACUGGAUGACCUCGGGGAGCCCAAUUUACCGGCCACUGUGGUGGCUCAGCCCUGAUGACCCCGUGACCUUCACCAUUGAUGACCAGUUCCUCAUCGGAGACGAGGUCCUUGUUGCCCCGGUAAUAGAGAGGGGGACAGUACGGAGAAAUAUUUACCUGCCCGACGGGGGCUUUCAGUGGCAGGACAGCCGCAACGCCCAGGUGUUCGACGGGGGAACUCUCUUGGAGGACUACCCUGUCGCCCUCGAGGAGGUCGCCAUUUUCUUACGGAGGAGAUCUUGAGGCUCAAGUCACGUGAUUUAUACGUGACCUAUCCGGAUACUAGUUUUGAAUCCUUUAUUUUCUGUUUGACUCGUGCUGUUCUCAAGUUGCACUUUUCCACAAAGACAAUUGACAGAGGCUCGAGACUUCUUCUUGAGAUUAGAUGUGAAUAUUUUUAUACUUGCACUUUACAAUUCAGAACGAUUUGUAUUUUAUCGACGUCGUUUUCUUCUCUCUUCUUCCUUUUUUAAACUUUAAUCUGUUGUACCUCUCGGCUGAUUGUUUCAGGACUUAUUUUUUGUUUAUUUUAAUCAUUGCUGUUCUUGCUUUUUUUGUAUCUAAGAAAGAAACCUGUGUGUU
This is a messenger RNA of Salvelinus sp. IW2-2015, 2982 nucleotides long. Its product is annotated as SITS-binding protein. The record is from RefSeq and is a predicted model, not a curated record. Lineage: Eukaryota; Metazoa; Chordata; Actinopteri; Salmoniformes; Salmonidae.